This is a messenger RNA of Triticum aestivum (bread wheat), 1219 nucleotides long. Its product is annotated as protein ASPARTIC PROTEASE IN GUARD CELL 2-like. The record is from RefSeq and is a predicted model, not a curated record. Gene Ontology annotation, molecular function: aspartic-type endopeptidase activity. Gene Ontology annotation, biological process: proteolysis. The transcript is spliced from 2 exons. Lineage: Eukaryota; Viridiplantae; Streptophyta; Magnoliopsida; Poales; Poaceae. Bases 1 to 939 code for a protein of 312 amino acids.
AUGGGGUGGAUACAAAGUGACGAGUGUCACCUCCAGAAGGACCAACUCUACGACCUCGCCAACUCCAGCACGUACGCACCUAUCCCCUGCGGCUCCCCUGCCUGCACGGAGCUCGGUAGCAGCCACAGCAGUGGUUGCUCCGCCGGCUCCGACCAAUGCAAGUAUAUCCUCGACUACGGCGACGACAGGGUCACCGCCGGGACAUACAUCAGCGACACGCUGAACUUGUCGCCCACCAUCGCGGUCAAGGGCUUCCGGAUCGGGUGCAGCCACGCCGUGAGGGGCACCUUCAGUGACCAGACCGCCGGCGUCCUGGCCCUCGGCGGCGGCGCCGGGUCCCUCCUUGCACAGACCGCGGAGACCUUCGGCAACGCCUUCUCCUACUGUGUCCCGCACCCGAGCUCCGAUGGAUUCCUCUCGCUGGGCGGGCCGGUGGGGAAAUCGUCGCAGUUCGCGAGCACGCCUCUGAUCAAGAACCAACACGCUCCAACCUUCUACAUCGUCCGCCUAGAGGCAAUCACCGUGGCCGGGAGGCGGCUCGACAUGCCGCCGGCUACAUUCGCCGGUGGUGCGGUGAUGGACUCAGGGGCGGUCGUCACGCAGCUGCCACCGUCGGCAUACGCAGCGCUGCGGGCAGCGUUCAGGAGCGCCAUGACGGCGUAUGGCCCGCUUGCGGAUCCCGUACGCAACCUUGACAUGUGCUAUGACUUGACCCGCUUCCUCGAGGUCAAUGUCCCCAAGGUGUCCCUAGUGUUCGCAGGCUGUGCCACCUUGGAGCUCGAGCCGGCGUCCAUCAUGCUGGACGGUUGCCUGGCUUUCACGGCCUCCCCUGGCAGCCACGGCUCCAUCGGAUUCAUCGGCAACGUGCAGCAGCAGACCUACGAGGUUUUGUACGAUGUCGGCAGCGGGAGCGUGGGAUUCCGCAGUGGCGCGUGCUGAUGUGGCAAGCUGCAGGACAACCACGGCCAGUUGUACGUGUGAUGCAUGAUUGGCCCCCUAAUAUAUAUCUGGGGUCUACAAGCUAGCUUGCUCAUUGGGAUGGAGCUAGUUUGUGAGUAUAAAUAAAUGCAAGAAAGAAGAUUGAUGUAAUACUUAUAUAUGCAUGUAAUUUUAUAUAGUUCUAUAUAUGCAUGUAAUUUUGUUCAACGGUUGUAUGAUUGUAAACCUUAUAAUAUAACCUUACACAUUGUCAAGGAAUUCAACCGAUAUAAUUACUCUA